GCCAAGUGCAUGCACGACAGCUACCGGAUCAUGAGCGAGAACGACGUCCAGCGGCAAGGGGGUAUGAGUGAUGCCUUUGUGACUAGGCACAUGCUAGCUCAGUUUGCAGCUACAGUGCGACAGCAACAGGGUGGUCUAGUUCCGGGAGAGCACUCCCGGAUCGUGCUAGAUGAAAACUGCAGUGUGAUGUGAAUGACAGCCCAACUCAAACUAAACUCCAGGGGGGCAGUAGAAAUCGCAAUGGUCCUGUCCUUGGAGAGCAGGCAG
Messenger RNA from Aspergillus versicolor CBS 583.65, 267 nucleotides. RefSeq lists its product as uncharacterized. The record is from RefSeq and is a predicted model, not a curated record. Lineage: Eukaryota; Fungi; Ascomycota; Eurotiomycetes; Eurotiales; Aspergillaceae. The coding region runs from base 10 to 192 and encodes 60 amino acids. The transcript has 3 exons.